AUGUUGUUCCAGUCAUCGUACGAUCCGACUUUAAAGUCGACACAGCAGCUAAUCGUUUUCUGUCAUGCUGACCAGAGAUGCUUGCUACCGCUUCCCCAGAGCUUCGAGGCAAAUGAUGCACUCGAGAUUGUAAGGGACGAAUUUGGCUUGAAGGGUGUGCUGCAAUUGGAGACGCAAGAUCUUUCCGGCUGGGACGGACAAAGGGUGAAAAUCCACGGCGGUGCCUGGAAGGGCAUCGCCGAGUUGCUGCGGUCCGUCUCAGUGCGGGAAGUGAAAAACGACAUGUCUGAGAGCGUUCUGCAAGGCCACAUCAUCUCGAGGCUCUCUAAGGCCUCCGCGUCGCGCAGGUUAUCUUCGCGCGUCAUCUCUCGGAAGUCGGUCGGUUCAAAUGUACAGCAGCAGCUCACACCGUCGUCCUCCGUCUCCUCCCGCGGUGGCCGCAACUCCCCCGUGCCGCGCGUUCAUGAAGGUGACAACGCGGAGAGCGGAGACGAGCCAGACUCGGCCACUGAGAAAGGGAGGAGAAGCCCCACACACAUGUCUUCCGACGAGGAAAAUGUGGACGAAGAUAUGGACAAAGCCGUCCCUAAGAACGAAGAGGGAGAUGCUGAGAACUACCCUGAUGCUCCGCAAGGCGGGGCGGCGGAUAUUCCGCAGCCACCCGCCGAGGAAGAGCGUGAACUCACUCCCCUGCCUGUCGAACACGUUUCUCGGGUAUUCCAACGGGAGGACAGAGCGGGCCCGAGCCACUCACGCAGCUCCGUUUCGAGCCAAAGUCGUCCGCAGGAAAAGCCACUCAAAUCUAGUGCUGAAGACGUGAAGGACAAAGCAGAGAACGUUAAGAUGAAGGCGGAAGACGCUAGGGUGAAGGCCAAGGUGAAGACGGAAAAAGCGUCUGUGGCGCUUGCACAGGCGCAGUCGCAGUCACAAUCCGAAAGCCAAUCGCAGGAUGGCCCAUCUGCAGACGACCGUUUCUUGAUCUCAGUUGUGUAUGGCGACGGCGAAGAGUCCUUGUUCAAAACACGCGGCAGGCACUUGGUAUCCAAGGUCCUGAUGCAAGCCUGCCGCACGUUCGGGAUCGAACAUCUCUACAACAGAGCACAUAUGGUGUUGAUAGUAGAGACCGAAGAAGACGGAGAAACGAUAGAGCACCGGUUCUUGUGCUCCAACGAGGAUACGAUGGCCAGGGCUGGUGCGGAGUCGCACUCCAGGUUUGUCAUCCAUAUCGAUGAGGACGUCGAAUGA
Messenger RNA from Sparassis crispa, 1245 nucleotides. RefSeq lists its product with no specific name. The transcript is spliced from 6 exons. The coding region runs from base 1 to 1245 and encodes 414 amino acids. The record is from RefSeq and is a predicted model, not a curated record. NCBI's taxonomy places the organism in Eukaryota, Fungi, Basidiomycota, Agaricomycetes, Polyporales, Sparassidaceae.